Penaeus vannamei (Pacific white shrimp) is the source of this 20675-nucleotide messenger RNA. Lineage: Eukaryota; Metazoa; Arthropoda; Malacostraca; Decapoda; Penaeidae. The record is from RefSeq and is a predicted model, not a curated record.
CCGGCUCUCCCCGUGCGGCCCCAACGCCCAGUGCCAGAACGUGCCCGGGAGCUUCCAGUGCUCGUGCAACUUCGGCUUCAUCGGGAACCCGCCCGACGCGGCUUGCAAAGCUCCGUGUGAAGGGCGUCGAGUGUGGGCCGCACGCCACCUGCAAGCCCGAUGGCGUAGAGGCGAUGUGCAUGUGCGAUCCCGGUUGGACUUACGACCCUAAGGACAUCACCGCGGGAUGCGUUGACGUGGACGAAUGCACGGCAGGCAACCGACCCUCAGGGCAGUGCGGAGACAACGCCGUCUGCACCAACACCCUGGGCUCCUUCGCCUGCCAGUGCCCCCCAGGGUUCUCGGGAAAUCCAAACGCCAAGUGCCUGGACGUGGACGAGUGCCGGCGGCCCGGGACGUGCGGGCUGGGCGCCGUCUGCACCAACACCCUGGGCUCGUUCUCCUGCUCGUGCCCGCCCAACACGGUGGCCGACCCCGACCCCUUCACGCAGUGCCUGGACAUCAUGAAGUGCGCGGACGACAACGACUGCCCCGGCAACGCGCUCUGCCUCGCCAACCAGUGCAUGUGUCCGGAGCCCAACAUCGGCGACGACUGCAGGCACCCGUGCGAGGACGUGCGCUGCGGCCCCAACGCCGAGUGCAAACUGAUCAACGGGCAGCCCAAGUGCCUGUGCGCGCAGGGCUACUCCGGCAACCCCAUCGGCGUGUUCGGCUGCACGGACGUGAACGAGUGCGUGAACAACCCGUGCGGCAAGGGCGCGGUGUGCAGGAACGAGCCAGGCAAGUUCACGUGCGAGUGCCCGUCAGGCUUCGAGGGCGACGCGGCCCGCGAGGGCUGCAUCGCCGUCAAGAGCCCGGACUGCAGCGUCUCCAGCCCAUGCCCGACGGGGGAGCAGUGUGUCGAGGACAAGACCCUCGGUUCUAACGUGUGCGUGUGCCAGCGAGGCUACGUGCGCGACCCUCAGACAGGUAGCUGCCGCGACAUCAACGAGUGCCUGGAGACCGUGGGCGGCAAGCUUGCCUGCGGCCUCAACGCCAACUGCAAGAACCUGCCCGGGUCCUACGACUGCCAGUGCCCGCCCGGCUUCGUCGGAAACCCCUUCAGCCUCUGCGAAAAGUGCAACACCCUGGAGUGCACGUGCCUUCCCCCGUACCGCAUCGUGGACGGAAUCUGCGUGCUGGCCAACUGCUCCCUGGGCAACAGGUGUCCCGCGGGAGCCGAGUGCGUCACCAUCCAGGGCGGCCUCAGCUACUGCGCCUGCCCCGCCGGGUACACCACCCUCCCUGACGGAUCUUGCCAGGACGUCGACGAGUGCGUGGCGCGCCUCCCCAACGGGCGCCUGCCAUGCGGUCCCGGCGCCGAAUGUUACAACCAGGUGGGCGGCUUCGAGUGUCGCUGCCCGCCCGACUCCUCGGGAGACGCCUACACCACGGGCUGCUCGAAGGCCCAGGAGAAGUGUUCGAGCGACUCCGACUGCCUCGUGAACGAGCGCUGCGUCCAGCCUGGAAAGUGCGUGUGCCCGCCGCCCUAUUUCGUCGACAACCAAGACAACAACAGGUGCAAGAGCCCGUGCGAAGCCUUCUCGUGUGGCAUCAACAGCAAGUGCACACCCACGGACCCCCCUCAGUGCAUGUGCCAGCCCGGCUUCGUCAACAGAGGCCCCGCCGGCUGCGUGGACAUCGACGAGUGCCGCGAAAACCCCUGCGGCCAGGGCGCCAUCUGCAUCAACGAGAUCGGCACCUUCAAGUGUGAGUGUCCCCCUGGCACCGAGGGCGACCCCUUCAUCGGCACAUGCAACCGAAGGGAGGAGGUCGAGUGCCGCUCCGACGACGACUGCCCCGGCGACCUCGCCUGCACUGACUCCGGCGAGUGCGUGAACCCGUGCGACGCCCUGCCCUGCGGCUCGAACGCCUACUGCGAGGCCGAGGACCACGCCGCCUGGUGCCGCUGCCACCCCGGCUACGCGGAGGGCCCCAACGGCGACUGCAUCUCCAUGUGCGAGGGCUUCCUGUGCGGCCCCAACUCGAACUGCAUCGUGGCGAGCGACGGCCCCACCUGCAAGUGCGAGGCGGGCUUCAACGGCAACCCGUUCCCCGGCGGCCACUGCCUGCCCGACCAGUGCUCGGCCGCCAACCCGUGCCAGCACCCGCAGGUGUGCGUCAACGGCCGCUGCAAGGAGCGCUGCGAGGGCGUCGUCUGCGGCGUCGGCGCCAAGUGUGACAAGAACACCAACAAGUGCGUCUGCCUGCCCUUCUUCCUCGGCGAUCCUGACCUGCUCUGCGUGCCUCCGAUCACGCCGCCCCUGUGCACGCCCGGCUGCGGCGCCAACGCCCACUGCGAGUACGGCGAGCCCAACAGGUGCGUGUGCAACACCGGCUACAGCGGCAACCCGUACGCGUCGUGCGCCUCCGAGGACCAGAAGGCCGACUGCGCCACCACGCGCUGCGGCACCAGCGCCGAGUGCCGCCAGGGCGUGAACCGCGUCGACUGCGUGUGCCCCGUCGGCUACCAGGGCAACCCCUACGUGGAGUGCGUCGACGUCGACGAGUGCAUCGGCAGCGCAUGCGGCAUGAACGCCGUCUGCCUCAACACCCCCGGGAGCUUCGACUGCCGCUGCCAGGCAGACUUCUCCGGCAACCCCUUCCAGAUGUGCAUGCCGGACACGGUCGGCUCCGAGUCGUGUCUGGAGAACCCCGCCGCCUGCCCCGACUCGCCCUGCGCCACCGUCGUGUGCGGCCCCAACGCCCUCUGCACCGACGGCACCUGCACGUGUCUUCAAGGAUUCAAGGGCGACCCUUCCAAUCUCAGCGAAGGAUGCCAGCCUGCAGGAUGCCAAAACGAUCUCUUCUGCGCUGACAACGAGAUCUGCUUCUCCAGCGGCGGACGCCGUACCUGCGUCGACGCCUGUAACAAGGUUGAGUGUGGCCCCAAUGCAUUCUGUGUUGCACAGGCCCACCGCUCAGCCUGCCUGUGCAAGGACAGCUAUAAGGGUAACCCUAACGACCUCACUGCAGGCUGCCAGCCUGAGGACCGUGAGAGCAAGUGCACCACCGACAGCGACUGCAGCCCCGGCCAGGUGUGCCAGGUGGACGCCCAGGGCCUCAAGGCCUGCGUCGACCCCUGCUUCUCCUACACCUGCGGUCAGAAUGAGAUUUGUUACAGCCAGGCUGGACGCCCUCUCUGCCGCUGCGAUGAGGGCUACCUGCGCAACCCCUCAACCAAACAAUGCCAGAAGCCCAACGUUCCCGACUGCCAAGACGACCGCCAGUGCCCGCUCUCUGAUGCUUGUCGGCCCGACCAGCUGGGCGUCCUCAAGUGCGUGGGCGUCUGCCAGGACUUCAACUGCCCUCUCCACUCCUCCUGCUUCGCCGUCAACCACCGUGGUCAGUGCCAGUGCGACCGAGGCUUCACGGGCAACCCCAACGACCGCAGCGGGUGCCGUCCCUUGCCCCGUGACGAGUGCCAGUCCGACGCUCAGUGCUCGGAGACCGAGAAGUGUGAGACGCGAGGCAAUGUUCGCAAGUGUAUGUCUGUGUGCGAAACCACUCGCUGCGGGCCCAACGCCGUGUGCGUUGCCAACAACCACGCCGCGCAGUGCCAGUGCCCGCCAGGUCUGUUUGCAGGCGACCCCAAUGACCCUGUCAAGGGCUGCUCCUCUGUCAGUUGCAUCAUCAAUGAGGACUGCCCCACAGACAAGGCUUGCAACAGACUGGACUUCACUUGCUUUGAUGUCUGCUACGAUGCUUGCGGCGACAAUGCCAUCUGUCUUGCCGAGAACCAUCGCUACAACUGCAAGUGUCCUCCGGGCUCGCGGCCAAACCCGUCUGCCGAGAUCGAGUGCGUGGCCGUGAACCUGUGCGACCCUAACCCCUGCCACACCUCUGCCACCUGCUCACCCGUCGGAGGGAACUACCAGUGCUCCUGCCCCGUCGGAAUGGUCGGCGAUCCGUACACAACCGGCUGCCACCCCAAGGGCAUGUGUCCCAGCGGGAAUGAUGACUGCCCGCUGGACAGCGUCUGCAUCAAUGGCCGAUGCGCCUCUCCUUGCGACCGAGCCUGUGGACCCAAUGCCCAAUGCAACGUCGUCAACAGGAAGCCCAUCUGCACCUGCCCAACGGGAUUCGUCCCCAAUCCGACCCCAGACAAGGGAUGCACCCGCCUGACAUCCUCGUGCAACAAUGAUGCACAGUGCCAAGGAGGCGUGUGCCUGGAUGGACAGUGCAAGGUAGUGUGCCGAGACAACAGCGAAUGUGCCCAAGGAGAAAGGUGCUACAACAACAUGUGCAUGGUGCCCUGCGUCUCGUCUUCACAGUGCCCCACCAACCAGGCAUGUAUUUCUGGCGUGUGUCUCCUUGGUUGCCGCGGAAACACCGAUUGUCCAACAGCGAAUGCCUGCGUCAACAACAAAUGUGAUGACCCGUGCUCCAGGCCGAACGUGUGUGGCCCUAACGCUCAGUGCAGUGUGCUGAACCACUUGGCACAGUGCCAGUGUCCUUCAGGAUUCAUUCCAACACCAACACCACAACAAGGAUGCGUCCGUGUGUCUGACACGUGUGCCACCAUCAGUGAAUGUGGUCCAAGCACUGUGUGUGAUUUCGGCCUCUGCAAGCCCGUGUGCCAGCAGAGCAAGGAGUGUGCGCAGGGUGAGAGCUGCACCGCAGGAAUGUGCCACAAGGUUUGCUUUGGUGACGGCAACUGCCUGCAGGGAGAGGUCUGCAUUGAAGGUGCAUGCGUGGGCGGCUGCCGAGGCAACAGCGACUGUCGGGUCAAUGAGGUGUGCCUCUCCAAGAAGUGCAUGUGCGCCAAGGGGUACCUACCGGGCCCCAGCGGCUGUGUCGACGUCGACGAGUGCCAGGACAGGCCAUGCCACCCGAGUGCCUCCUGUGUCAACGUGCCAGGCUCCUACAAAUGCACAUGUCCCGCCAGCACCGUGGGCGAUCCUUACCAAGCGCCGGGCUGCACCACGCCCAACGAAUGUACCAACGACGCCCAGUGUAAUGGAGACCAAGCGUGUGAAAAGAACGGCGACGGCAUCUUAAAGUGUGUGGCGCCCUGCGCAUCGGCCGUGUGCGGUUCCAACGCCCGCUGCAAGGUGGUCAACCGUAAGCCAGUGUGCGAGUGCGAGGCCGGCCACUUCGGCGACCCCAAUGACCUCUCCGUCGGCUGCGUCAAGGGAGACUGCAUCGUCAACGACGACUGUGCUUCCAACAAACUGUGCGACCUCCUCAGCUAUAAGUGUAUCAACCCGUGUGACAGUGUGAACUGUGGCUUCGGACGGUGCCAGGCGGUAGACCACGCUGCCGUGUGCUACUGCGAGCGAGGCUUCCAGACAGACUCCUCCGGAGGCUGCGUGGAUGUGGACGAAUGCCGUGACACCCCGUGCCACCGCACCGGCCUCUGCCGCAACACCCUGGGCAGCUACUCGUGCGUGUGUCCGGAGGGCCAGGUGGGCGACCCCGUGAUGACGGGCUGCCGCAACCCCGGAGACUGCCUCGACGACAGCGAGUGCCCUAACGCCGCCGCCUGUUUCCAGACCAAGUGCCGCAACCCGUGCGAAAUCCCGGGUGCCUGCGGCGUCGGCGCGCAGUGCCAGACGGUCAACCACAAGGCCGUCUGUUCCUGCCCUCCCCGCACCACCGGCGACCCCUUGUCCAGCUGCGUCGCCCUCGAGUGCCUCGGCCACAACGAGUGCCCGGCUGACAAGUCGUGCGUGAACAACAAGUGCGUGAACCCGUGCUCCAUCCCCGGCGUGUGCGGCAAGAACUCCGAGUGCGUCGCGCGCGCUCACCUGCACCAGUGCUUCUGCAAGCCAGGCUUCACCGGCGACGCCACUCUCGGCUGCACGGACAUCACCUACUGCCAGGUGGAGACGGACUGCCCCGCCGGCGAGCAGUGCAAUGGCGGCGUCUGCCUGCCCCGUUGUACCAGCAACCGAGAGUGCCUCAGCGACCAGGUGUGCAUCGAUGGCGCUUGCGUGCCCAAGUGCAGGUCCAACAACGACUGCCCCGACUUGCAAGUGUGCCAGAACAACCUCUGCGUGCCAGAAGUCAAGUGCCGCCAGAACGCCGACUGCAGCGCCGACGAGCAGUGCCGCACCAACCUCGUGGGCCAAGCGGAGUGCCGCGAGGUGUGCGACGGACUCACGCUCUGCGGACGCAACGCAGAGUGCAAGGCAAUCAACCACCAAGCCGUGUGCCAGUGCCCGCAGGGCUACUUCGGCGACGCCACGGACGAGCGCCAAGGCUGCCAGAAGAUCGAGUGCGAGGUGGACGAGCAGUGCGCGCAGAACCAGCGCUGCGACAACUACAUGUGCAAGAUUGCCUGCCGCGUGAACAACCAAUGUGGUGAGAACGCCCUGUGUCUCUCCGAGGGCCACAAGGCGGUCUGCUUCUGCCGCGAUGGGUUCCAGGGCGACCCCCUCAGGGGAUGCCAGCCCAUCGACUUCUGCAGGAGCAGCCCGUGCGGCGCGGGAGCCAAGUGCCAGAACGUCCCCGGCAGCUACAAGUGCCUCUGCCCGCCCGGCACCGUGGGCGACGCCUACUCCGACGGCUGCAAGCCUCCCGUCAUCUGCCUGGUGAACAGCGACUGCCCCGACUCCGCCUUCUGCGGCGAAGAGGACAACGUGCCCAAGUGCAAGGACGUGUGCGAGCGCGCGGAGUGCGGCCCCAACGCCGAGUGCGGCGCCGUCAACCACCGCGCCGUGUGCACCUGCAAGACCAGCUACGAGGGCGACCCCAACGACCGCGUCACCGGCUGUCGCCCCUACCAGCCCAUCUGCAGCCGCAACACCGACUGCCCGCCGCAGACCAUCUGCGACGGAGGCCGCUGCAGACCGCCGUGCCAGAGCGACCAGGAGUGCGGCCUGACGGAGGCGUGCGUGCGGGGCCAGUGCAGCGACCUGUGCGACGAGGACGACGCGUGCGGCCUCAACUCCGCCUGCACGAUGAUCAACCACCGCCGCCAGUGCUCGUGCCCGCCGGGAUUCACGGGCAACGCGGAGACCGAGUGCUACCGCGUGCCCACCACCUGCCAGAGGAAUAACGACUGCCCCGCCGGGUUCCUGUGCAAGGCCGGCAUGUGCGCGCCCGCCUGCGCAGGGGACAACGAGUGCGCGCUCAACGAGAAGUGCGUCAGCGGAUCCUGCAUGCUGACCUGCCGCCUGGACAACGACUGCUUCCUGGGCCACAUCUGCCUGAACAACCUGUGCAUGAUCGGCUGCCGCGCCAACGAGGACUGCAUGUCGAGCGAGGCCUGCCUCAACAACCGCUGCACGGACCCCUGCGGCUCGUCGGCCGUCUGCGGCGCCAACGCGCUCUGCUCCGUCGUGAACCACCGCGCGCAGUGCUCGUGCCCCGAGGGCUUCAUCCCCAACCCGACGCCCAACGUGGCAUGCGUCCGCAAGCCCAGCACCUGCGCCAUCAACUCCGACUGCGCCUCCGGCUUCGUGUGCACGGCGGGCAGCUGCCUGGCCAUCUGCUCGUCCGACACCAGCUGCCUGGACAACGAGCGCUGCGUCAGCACCGUCUGCCGCCCCACCUGUCGCCGCGACGACGACUGCAGCUCGGGCGACCUCUGCAGCAACCUCAUCUGCGUCGCCGGCUGCCGCGCCGACACGCAGUGCCCGUCCACGCAGGCGUGCGUCAACAACAAGUGCAUCGACCCGUGCGCGUCGCCCACCGCAUGCGGGGGCAAUGCGCGCUGCGCCGUCGAGGCCCACCGCGUCAAGUGCGCGUGCCCGGACAACCUGGUGGGUGACCCCUACGUCAACUGCCGGCUGCCGGUCACGUCGUGCAGCGGCGACAGCGGCUGUCCCAGCGGCAUGACCUGCUUCUUCGGCACGUGCCGCCCCCUCUGCAAGGGCGACCAGGAAUGCUUCAACAACGAGCGCUGCGUGGGCGGCGUCUGCAAGGAGAUCUGCAGCUCCGACAGCCAGUGCGGCGCCGGCAACAUCUGCGAGGGGCGCCUGUGCAUCCUCGGCUGCCGCUCCGACUCGUCCUGCCCGACGGAGCAGUCGUGCAUCAACCGCCAGUGCCGAGACCCGUGCCAGGGCGCCACCGCCUGCGGCACCUGUGCCCAGUGCCAGGUCGUCAGCCAUCGCGCGCAGUGCAGCUGCCCGCCCACCGCCGUGGGCGACCCCUUCAUCGCCUGCACCACUCCCCCGCGCGCCUGCUCCUCCAACACCGACUGCGCCUUCCGCGGGUUCUGCCAGUCCGGCUACUGCACCAAGCAGUGCUCGUCCUCCGACCAGUGCAACUGCGGCGAGACGUGCAGCGACGGCCACUGCCACGCCCAGUGCGCCGAGGACCAGGAGUGCGCCCAGGGCUUCCUGUGCCGCGGGGGCGUUUGUGUGACCGGGUGCCGCGCCAACACCGACUGCCCGCUCACGCAGGGCUGCGUCAACCGCGAGUGCCAGGACCCAUGCGACGACGCCUGCGGGGACAACACCUACUGCCGCGUGUCGAACCACCGGCCGCUGUGCUUCUGCAACAGCGGCUACCAGGGCGACCCCGUCAAGGGCUGCGAGGAGUACGAGUGCCUCAAGGACACCGACUGCGACUCUGAGCAGGUGUGCCUCAACCAGGAGUGCAAGAACCCCUGCCUGCAGGACACGUGCGGCACCAACGCGCGCUGCAGGGUGGUCAGCCACAGCGUGGAGUGCUCGUGCCCGCCCAACUUCUACGGCAACCCUCAGAUCGAGUGCAAGAAGGAGAUCAACGAGUGCCUCAACAACCCGUGCGCCAACAACGCGCAGUGCAUCAACACCGUCGGCAGCUUCAUGUGCGAGUGCAACAACGGCUGCCAGGGAGACCCCUACCGCAGCGGCUGCCUGUGCCCGCAAGAGCAUGUGGACCCCUGCCUCCUCAUCUCGUGCGGCCAGAACGCCCUGUGCCGCAUCGUCACCCAGACAGAGGCCGAGUGCUACUGCCCCGACAGCCUGCCCAACGGCGACCCCCUCGCCAAAUGCACGGGAGACUGCCGCCAGACGGGGUGCGGGACGGCGGCGUCCUGCCUCAUCGACCGCGACGGAAGCUACGAGUGCCGGUGCCGACGCGGGUGGAGCGGCAACCCCUACGACGAGUGCGUCCCUGGUGAGUACUGUGCCCUGGCUGCGUGGAUUGGGGAUUGGAGGUUGAUGCUAUGUCUCAAGCGACAGGCUUGCACACAGGACUGCCCCGCCCACCAGGCAGCGCAAUCAGGCAGUGAUAAGUGGCACAGUGUAAAGACCUGCUGCACGAGUGGCUGCGACCGAGCGGAGACCUUUGCCCGAUCGGCUAUUAGAGAGCAGGUGACUCCAUUACCAUGCUUGGCACGACCCCUGUGCGACAGGCGGGCCAUAGAGUGUGUCGGGCGAACGACCGGUGCGCGAGCAAGCCACGUGCCAACAACAGUAUGUGAAAAACUGGCUCUCGAGGCGUACCGCAUUCGCCCGAGACAAGCAGUAGGUGCAUGCCGGCCACUGCGGACCCCUGCGUCACCAUCUGCGUGCGUGUCCCUAUCAACACGGGUGGACCGUUCCUCGGCCGUCGCCAACACGUGCUACCAAUGCGUGGACCCCUGCGCCUCGCACGUCUGCCCCGGCGACACGCCAUGCUACGUGGAGGACCACAAGCCACUCUGUAAAUUCUGCCCGCCUGGCUUUACCGUUGACCCUGAGUUUGGAUGCGUUAAAGCAAUCGGAUGCCGAGACGACUCCGAGUGCCCGACCAACCAGGCGUGCAUCAACGAGAAGUGCCUCAACCCCUGCGUGGCUCGCAACCCGUGCAGUGCCAAGGAGGAUUGCAAGGUGCAGAACCAGAGGGCCACGUGUGUUGCAGUCGGCUGUCGCAGCAACACGGACUGCCCCAGCAACGAGGCGUGCGUGAACCGAGCGUGCGUCUCCCCGUGUGAAGUCAGCGACCCUUGCGUGUUCAGCGAGCGAUGCGAAGUCAGAGAUCACAUCCCCUUCUGCAUCUCAGAAUGUAACUGCCAGUCCAACAGUGACUGCCCCGCCCCCUUCACCUGUGACGGUUGUACCUGCAAGCCACAAAUUGUGACCACUCCGCAGCCGGGAUGUCAGUACAACAGGGACUGCCCCUCCAACAGGGCGUGCGACCGGCUCUCGCGCAGGUGCAUCGACCCCUGCGACGAGGACACCUGCGCCCCCACGGCCUUCUGCCAGGCCAUCGACCACCAGCCCAGGUGCGAGUGCCCGGCGGGGUACAGCGGCAACCCUUACAUCGAGUGCGCCAUCCCUGUCGGGUGCCGCGACAACAGCGCCUGCCCGCCCACCCAGGCCUGCAUCAACAACCAGUGCCAGGACCCGUGUCGCUGCGGCCGCAACGCCGUGUGCGAGGUCACGCAGCAUCGUGCCACGUGCCGAUGCCCACCUGGGUACCAGGGCGACCCCCUCAGGAACUGCCAAGUGCCCAUCAACCCCUGCGACUCCGACCCGUGCGGCGAGGGCGCCCUCUGCGAGCUCGACAACGGCAACCCCAUCUGCGUGUGCCCGAAAGGCACGACCGGCAACCCCUUCGAGAAGUGCAUUCCUGAGGGCAAGGACUGCGAGCCGAACCCGUGCGGCCCCAACUCGGGCUGCCGCGUGGUGGGCGGCGCCCCGGUCUGCUUCUGCCUGCCGGAGUUCAUCGGCAACCCCCCAAGCGUGGCGUGCAGCCCCCCUCCAACCCGUGCUCCCCCUCUCCCCGUGCGGGCCCAACACCGAGUGCACAUGGUGAACGGCUUCCACCGCUGCACGUGCCGCCCCGGCUACGUGGGCAACCCCAACACCAUCCGGGGCUGCGAGCCGCCUGUCAACCCCUGCGUGCCGUCCCCGUGCGGCCAGGGCGCCCUCUGCGACCCCAACAGGAAGUCCUUCUGCUACUGCCGCCCCGGCCUCAUCGGCGACCCCUACACCGGCUGCAGAGUGCCGCCCCCCAGCUGCGGCCCCGGCGUGUGCGGCCAGAAUGCCGAGUGCUACGUCCGCGGCGAUAAGCUGCAGUGCCGCUGCCUCGAGGGCUACCGAGGCGACCCGAAGGUGCAGUGCGAGCGCAGCCCCGACAACCCGUGCGAGCCCUCCCCGUGCGGGCCCAACGCGCAGUGCUCGGUGGCGACCGGCAACUACCCCGUCUGCGCCUGCUUCCCCGGCUUCUUCGGCGAUGCCGACUCGUUCCAGGGCUGCAAGCCGGAGUGCGUCGUCGACACGGACUGCAGCGACGACCUGGCGUGCAUCAGCACCAAGUGCGUGGACCCGUGCCCGGGCGCCUGCGGCAUCAACUCGCUCUGCGAGGUCAACACCCACCGCCCGGUCUGCUUCUGCCCCGCCGGCUUCAUGGGCAACCCCUACAUCCGGUGCGAGGAGAAGUCGGAGCCCAUCCCGCCCAAGGAGGAGCCGGCGCCCCCCGCGCCCGCCAACCCGUGCGUGCCGCCCCCGUGUGGCAUCAACGCCGAGUGCCGCGUGCAGGGCCAGUCGGCCGUGUGCUCGUGCAUCGGCGACUACAUCGGCGACCCGAAGGACAGGUGCCGGCCGCAGUGCGUCACCAACGCCGACUGCGCCGACGACAAGGCCUGCAUCGACCAGAAGUGCCGCGACCCGUGCCCGGGGCUCUGCGGGGUCAACGCCGAGUGCGAGGUCGUGAACCACAACCCCAUCUGCUUCUGCCCCAAGGACCUCACCGGAGACCCCUUCAGGUUCUGUGUGGAGAAACCGCCGCCCCCGCGCCCGGCCCCGUGCCAGCCGAACCCGUGCGGGCCCAACUCCGAGUGCCGCCCGAGUGCGGACGACAAGCCCAUCUGCUCGUGCCUGCCCAACUUCUUCGGCUCGCCGUGCCGCCCCGAGUGCACCUCAAACCCCGACUGCCCGGGAUGGACCCUCGCCUGCAUCAACUACAAGUGCGUGGACCCUUGCCAGGGCUCCUGCGGCAUCAACGCGAAGUGCUCCGUGGUCGCGCACAACCCCGUGUGCAGGUGCCCCGACGGCCUCACCGGAGACCCCUUCAGCCGCUGCUUCGAGAAAGCGGCCUCUAGACAGACCCCGCCUGGAGACGACCCCCUUCCCUCCCGCGGCCCCCUGCACACCCUCUCUUGUUGGUUGCCAACGCCGAAGGAGUGCCAAUGGUGGGAGGGAAGGGCAACUUGCGCCUGCCUCCCCGGCUUUUACGGCCGCCCAGAGCUCGGUUGCACGCCCGAGUGCAUCACCAACUCCGACUGCGUCCAACCCGUGCCAACUUCCGGCUGGUGCCUCGUUCGGCCAUCGGUCCUCACCCAAAAGACCACGCUGCCCUGCGGGGAUACGGCCGUCGCCGGCUCGUGCGACCUUUGCAGCCGGCGUGUCUCAUACCACAACCCCAUUGCUCCUGUUGAACCUCGGUGCCGCCCCGAGUGCCUGGUGAGCAGUGACUGCCCGCUCACGUUGUCGUGCAUCAGCCAGAAAUGCCGAGACCCGUGCCCAGGCACGUGCGGCAACAACGCCCUCUGCUCCGUCGUCAGCCACAACCCCCGGGUCCAACCGGAGGCGGACACCAACCCGUGCGUGCCCGACCCCUGUGGCGCCAACGCCCAGUGCCGCGUGCAGGGCACCGUGGCCGUGUGCGAGUGCCGCCCGGGUACCUUCGGCAACCCCAACCAGCCCUCGGGAUGUCGCUACGAGUGCGUCGCCAAUGCCGACUGCCCGAUGGACAGCGCGUGCAUCAAUCGGCGCUGCGUGGACCCGUGCGUGGGCACGUGCGGCCUCGAGGCGCUGUGCGACGUGGUGGCGCACAACCCCAUCUGCAGGUGUCCCGCCGGCUACACCGGCGACCCCAUCUAUCGGUGUACCCUGAUCGACCUGGUAGUGACGCCGGAGGUCGAGACACCGUCCAGCCCGCCGCAGGACCCGUGCGCCGGCUCGCCCUGCGGCCCUGCGGCGGUGUGCUCCGUCGACCGCGACCGCUUCUCCUGCUCCUGCCAGCCCGGCUACUUCGGCAACCCGUACGAGGGCUGCCGCCCCGAGUGCACCGUCAACUCCGACUGCCCUCCGAGCCGUGCGUGCAUCAACAACAAGUGCGUGAACCCGUGCCCGGGCUCGUGCGGCCUCAACGCCGACUGCCGAGUGCUCGGCCACCAGCCCAGCUGCUACUGCCCGCCGGGCUACACGGGGAACCCGUACUCGCGCUGCUUCAUCGACCGACCCGAACCGGAGCCCAAACCCACACCGGAGGACCCAUGUCAACCCAGCCCCUGCGGUCCCAAUGCCGAGUGCAGGGUCGUGGCUGGCAGGGCGCAGUGCUCCUGUCUGUCGGGAUUCCUCGGUUUCCCUCCGUCCUGCCGCCCCGAGUGCGUGCUCAACUCCGACUGCCCUCUGGCUCUGGCGUGCAACAGACAGAAGUGCCGCGACCCUUGUGUGGGUGUUUGCGGGGUCAACGCGGAGUGCGAGGUCGUGAACCACAACCCCAUCUGCUUCUGCCCCAAGGACCUCACCGGCGACCCCUUCGUCAGAUGCGUCAAACGUAAGUGUUGGCUCUGGUUUCGCUCUCUAACUCCCCUGUGUAUAGCAUGCCCUAACAUCUCCAUGAGAGCUGCAAGAACGUCUUCUCGAGAUUCGCGAGGUGAGUCUGUCCGCCGUGGAAGUGUCGCCACGGAUCCUCGAAGGGUGUGUCAUCGUGUGUCUGUGUGUGUGCGUGUCCGUAUGUGCGCAGCGGCGCCGAAGCCCCCGAUGUCGAGCCCUUGCUCGCCUUCCCCGUGCGGGACGAACGCCCUGUGCCGCAGCGUCGGGGCCCGCGCCGAGUGCUCGUGUCCCCCCGAGCUACAAGGAAACCCCUUCGUCAGGUGUUCCCCCGAAUGUGAAACAGACAGCAUGUGCCCGAACAACCGCGCGUGCGUACGACGGAGGUGCGUGGACCCGUGUCCGGGGGCAUGUGGUCUGUUGGCCACAUGCCAGGUCCUCCAGCACCGUCCCGUAUGCGCGUGCCCCGAGGGCCUGAUGGGAGACCCCUACUCUGCUUGCCGACCAACCCCAACCCCCAUUCAAUGUGAGCAUGUCCACAGGUGCGUGGACCCGUGCCCAGGGACCUGCGCAGACGAUGCCGUGUGCCAGGUGAUCCUCCACCGGCCUCGGUGCUCCUGCCCGCCCGGACUCACCGGCGACGCCUACUCCCAGUGCUACAGGCCCUCUUCCACGUCCGUGACGGCGUCGCCGUGCUCGCCCUCGCCGUGCCUGCCCUGGGAGGUGUGCACAGUGCAGGGCGCGGCCGCGCUGUGCCUGCAGUGCGUGGUCAGCAACGACUGCCCGGCGCACCAGGCGUGCGUGGCCCACCGGUGCAGCGACCCGUGCCCGGGCGUGUGCGGCCCAGGGGCGCAGUGCGUGGUGGUGGCGCAUAGCCCCGUCUGUCGGUGUGACCCCGGCCUCCUGGGAGACCCCUACAGGCGGUGCUCACGGCCCACUCGUCCUGUGCCCCCGCCCCCGCAGCCUGUGCCGUGCGUGCCCAGUCCGUGCGGCACCAACGCUCGGUGCCAGGUCAAGCUGGACCGGGAGGUGUGCGAGUGCGCCCCAGGUUACUUCGGCAACCCGUACCUGGGGUGCCGGCCCGAGUGCGUGGUGCACACGGACUGCGCCGUGCGGCUGGCGUGCGUACGGCAACGCUGCGUGAACCCGUGUCCGGGCUCGUGCUCGCCGGAGGCUGAGUGCACCGUGGUGAACCAUCGGCCUGUGUGUACGUGUCCCCCGGGCUUCACCGGGGACCCCCUCACCCGGUGCCGCCCCGUGCCGCAGCUGCCCCCGACGGCCACCAACGAGGCGAGCGACCCGUGCGACCCCGGGCCGUGCGGCGCCAACACGCAGUGCCGCGUGACUGAGGGCUUCCCCGUGUGCGCCUGCCUCCCCGGCCUGGUCGGCAACCCCUACCUGGGUUGCCGGCCGGAGUGCCAGCGAGACACGGAUUGCAGCCUGGACCGCUCAUGCGUGGGCCAGCGAUGUGUGGAUCCGUGCCCGGGCACGUGUGGCCGCCGUGCCUCGUGCAUGGUAGUCAUGCAUCGCCCCCAGUGUGCCUGCAAAGAAGGCUAUUCCGGCGACCCUUACUCUGCAUGUUUCCUCUUUACACCUCCCCGGCCCCUCCCCGCCUCCGCCUGCAACCCUUCUCCCUGCGGGCCCUUCUCGGAGUGCCGCGACGUGGGCGGCAUCCCCCGCUGCUCCUGCGCCCCCACCUACGUCGGCACCCCGCCCCUGUGCCGCCCCGAAUGCGUUGUAAACUCCGAGUGCCAAGCGAACCGUGCUUGCGUCAGCCGGAGGUGCGUGAACCCGUGUACCUUGGCGUGCGGCGUGGACGCGGAGUGCCGUGUGAUCAACCACAACCCCGUCUGCUCCUGUCCCGCCCAGUACACGGGGGAUUCCCUCUCGAUCUGCUUCCCGGCGCCCAAACCGGUCGCCCCUCCGGCCCUGCCCGCUGUGGACCCCUGCGUAGGCAGUGCAUGUGGAGACAAUGCCGAGUGCUCAGUGAUAGGCAACUAUGCAGAUUGCAAAUGCAAACCUGACUAUUACGGCAACCCCUACGUUGCGUGCAAACCCGAGUGUGUAGUAGACUCUGACUGUCCCCGCUAUCUAGACUGCGUCAGGAACAAGUGCAUCGACCCGUGCCCUGGGGCAUGCGGCAUCAAUGCAAUAUGUGACGUGUUGAACCACCAGGCCAUGUGCAAUUGCCCGACGGGUUACACGGGAAGUCCCCUCGCGCGCUGCCACCCUGCGCAGGAGGUUAUCACUCCCCCGUCGCAGGCUGACCCCUGCGCGCCCUCGCCGUGCGCCGUGAGCGCCGAGUGCCGCGUGGUCGGGGGGCGCCCCGUGUGCUCCUGCCUCCCCGGCCUCAAGGGCGACCCGACGCGCUCCUGCCGCCCCGAGUGCAUCACCAACUCCGAGUGCCUCGCCGACCAGGCCUGCGUCAGCCACAAGUGUGUCGAUCCGUGUGUGGGUGUGUGUGGGCGCCAUGCCAUCUGUAGGGUGGUGCUGCACGCGCCCGUCUGCUCCUGCGACGCCGGCCACGUCGGCGACCCCUACACGCGGUGCCAGCCUGUGUCCUUUUCUUUCCCUCGAUGCAUGAAUGCACGCAAUCCGUGUGAAUGUCGCCUGGACGGCCGGCAGCAUGUUCUCACUCUGUGUUCGGCUCUUCUAGCUGUGCCGAAGCCCGAGCCGCCAAGAAACCCGUGUUCGGGCGACCCGUGCGGCCCGAACGCCGCCUGUCGCGAGAUCAACCUGCAGCGGGUGUGCACCUGCCUGCCCGGCUUCGUGGGCAACCCGCCCGCGUGCCGCCCAGAGUGCGUGGUGCACCCCGAGUGCCCGCCGCUGCUCGCCUGCCUCAACAACCGCUGCGUGGACCCCUGCAAGGGCACGUGCGGCAUCAACGCCGAGUGCCGCGUCAUCAACCACAACCCGAUCUGCAGCUGCCUCGGCGGCUUCACAGGCGAUCCCUUCGUCAGGUGCACGCCCUCGCCGAUCGCCCAGCCCACGCCUCCGCCCGUGGUGAGGCCUCCCAUCACGCCCGACACACCAAGACCCACCUCGCCCAUGCCGCCGAUUGCCGGGACGCCCCCGCCUAUCAAGGACCAGACGAUCGUCCCGUCGGCGGUGGACCCUCAGGGCACGCCGCCGCCCAUUGUGGACCUCCCCGAGCCGCCCGCGCCGCCCAAGGACCCCUGCGUGCCUGACCCCUGCGGCUCCAAUAGCUACUGCCGUCAGAACGGCGACCGCUACGUGUGCGAGUGUCGGGAGGGCUACUUCGGCAACCCCGAGAUCGGCUGCGGCCCCGAGUGCGUCCUCAGCACCGACUGCGCCAGCAGACUCACGUGCGUCCGCCAGAAGUGCGUUGACCCCUGCCCGACCGCAUGCGGCAACGGGGCUCAGUGCACCGUCGUCAACCACAGGGCCGUGUGUUCCUGCCCGCAGGGUCUUCAGGGCGACCCUUACACGCAGUGCGUCGUCAGUCCCAUCGUCGGAACCACACCGUCCCCCACCCCGAUGCAGCCCACGGCCAAGACCCCGUGCGAGCCCAACCCCUGUGGUCAGAACGCCGAGUGCAAACCCGUGGGCCUCGACGAGCGCUGCAGCUGCCUCCCGGGCUUCUUCGGCAACCCGUACGACUACUGCCGCCCAGAGUGCACGUCCGACCCCGAGUGCCCCUCCUACCUGGCGUGCGUGAAUCAGAAGUGCAUCGACCCGUGCCCCGGCACCUGCGGCAUCAAUGCCGAGUGCCUGGUGGUCACACACGCCCCCAUGUGCUACUGCCGGCCGGGUUAUGUUGGUGACCCUUACCAGUCAUGUCGCCCUGAGCCAGUCACGACGCCCAGCCCCUUGGACCCGUGCAACCCCAGCCCGUGCGGCCCCAACUCCGAGUGCCGCACCGUCGGGGACCGGCCCGUGUGCGAGUGUCUGAGUGGAUACUUCGGCAGCCCACCCGAUUGUCGACCUGAGUGCAUAGUCAAUUCCAAUUGCCCCGUCAUAAUGGCUUGCGUCAACAAGAAGUGCCGCGACCCGUGCGCGGGCGCGUGCGGGACAGACGCCCUGUGCGAGGUGGUCAACCACAACCCCGUGUGUUACUGCCGCCAGGACAUGACGGGCGACCCCUUCAUCCGCUGCAUCGAGUCAACCAGUCCUAAGCCUCACGAGCCAGCAGACCCGUGCGCCUCCAACCCGUGUGGGUUGAACGCCGACUGCUCCUUCGUGGGCGGUCUGGUGGUGUGCAAAUGCCAGGGCGACAUGAUAGGCAACCCGUACGAGGCGUGCCGCCACCCGUGCACGGUCAACUCGGACUGCCCUUCCAACAAGGCAUGUUCGCGCAAUAAGUGCGUUGACCCGUGCAUCGGGGCGUGCGGCAUCAACGCCGAGUGCCACGUGUCCCGGCACCGCCCUGUGUGCACGUGUCCCCACGACCUCACGGGAGACCCCUUCUCCCGCUGUGUCCUCGUGACUCCGACCACCUCUGUCCCCGACGACCCCUGCUCGCCCCCUCCCUGCGGCCUCAAUGCCGAGUGCAAGCGCAGAGGCACCGCGUCCUACGACUGCAAGUGCAUCAGGGACUACUUCGGCGACCCCUACACGGAGUGCCGGCCCGAGUGCGUGGUCAACACCGACUGCCCGAGUGACAUGGCGUGUCGCAACCUCAAGUGCAUCGACCCGUGUCCUGGCACCUGUGGCAUCAACGCCCAGUGCAACACGGUCAACCACAAGCCCGGGUGCGCGUGUCUGCCCGGCUUUGAAGGCAAUGCCAACGACAGGUGCCAAGUCCAGGCAGUUACGCCCUCAGCCCCGACCAGCGACCCGUGUGCACUCGACCCGUGUGGCCCUUACUCGUCCUGCCGCGUGGUGAGAAACCGCCCCGUGUGCGAGUGUCUGCCAGGUUACUAUGGCGCCCCUCCGAACUGCCAUCCCGAGUGCACGACCAAUCCCGACUGCCCCAAGUACCUAGCGUGCGUCAACGAGGCCUGCGUGGACCCGUGCGUGGGAACCUGCGGCGUCUCUGCGGACUGCCAGGUGGUGAAUCACAAUCCCACCUGCACGUGUCCCAGGGGCUAUGUGGGGGAUCCGUACAUUCAGUGUCGUCUGGUUGAGUCAUCUGUGGUUAAGCACGACAUUAGUUCGUACUCCCACAUGAGUGAGAGAUGUUCAUUGGCGGUUUCAGUCAUGGUUCGGCCCCAGUUAUCUGCGUCUCCUUCACCCCUUCAUGAUAAACACACCCUAAUAAACACUCCCCUAAUGCUUGCAGUAACGUCGAAGUCCCCUGUCCCAACCUCCCCUACGACUAUCUCUACGCCCACCGUUCCGACUAUCGCUACACCAGCACGCCCAUGCGCCUCUGAGCCUUGUGGCCUGAAGGCUCUUUGUAAACCUUUGGGCGAAUACUUCGAGUGUACAUGUCCGCCAGGCAUGUUUGGCAAUCCAUAUGUGGAGUGCCGAUAUGAAUGCGUUGUAGACUCCGACUGCGCUAGAAACAGGGCUUGUGAACGGAAUAAGUGCAUUGACCCUUGCGAGGGUGUGUGCGGAGAAAGAGCAGAGUGCCAUGUGAUCAUGCACAGGCCCGUGUGUACUUGUGUGCCCGGGUUUACGGGUGAUGCCUACACAGCAUGUAACCCUGUCAAAGUGACAACCGGGCUCCCACCGUCACUGCCACAACGAGAGGAACCCUGCCAGCAAACCACUUGUGGUACCCUGGCUGAGUGCCAUGAGGAGGAUGGACGGCCAGUGUGCCAUUGCAUUGAAGGUUUUGUGGGUGACCCAUAUGUAGCAUGUCGCCCUCACUGCUCUGCGGAUUCGCAUUGUGCUUCUGGCCUAGCAUGUGUCAAUGACAAGUGCAUUGACCCAUGUCCAGGUACAUGUGGCAUCAAUGCUGAAUGUAGAGUGCCAAAUCAUGUCCCUAUUUGCACUUGCCCACCUGGUUACACAGGCAGUGCCUAUCAGCGUUGCUUCCCAAAACCGGAUACAUCCUCGGAGUCUGGUGAGGACCUGUGUGAAGUGUGUGGGUCUAAUGCGGAGUGUCGUAUAGUGGAUGGCCGCCCAGUGUGCACUUGCCUACCUGGAUUUCUUGGUGCACCACCAAACUGCCACCCAGAGUGUAUCGUCAACCGUGACUGUUCCACAACAGAAGCAUGUAAUAAACAAAAAUGUGUUGAUCCAUGCAUUGGAGCUUGUGGCACGAAUGCAGAUUGCCGUGUCAUCAAUCAUUCUCCUGUGUGUACCUGCCUUCCAGGUUACACUGGCGAACCAUUCGUCAGGUGCAAUCGUAUCCCUGUUGCCCAGCCAACUCUUGCACCUCCUGUUACGGAACGUCCUGAUCCAUGCCGUGAGGGAACUUGUGGUCCGAAUGCCAACUGCCGUGUGCAGGGAACUCGUGGCAUCUGUACCUGCAUUGAAGGCUACUUUGGUAACCCGUAUGUACAAUGUCGCCCUGAGUGUGUCAUCAACUCCCAGUGUCCACAGUACUUAGCUUGCAACAACCAGCGGUGUGUUGAUCCUUGUCCAGGUACCUGUGGCAUUGAUGCCAUCUGUGAGGUGGUCAACCACAAUCCCUUGUGCUCCUGCCCUCGCAGCAUGACAGGCGAUCCCUUCGUUCGCUGUGAACCAAUCCGUGCUCCACCUGAUCCAUGCAUCCCUACUCCAUGUGGACCAUACACCAAAUGUCAAGUUGUGAAAGACAGGGCAGUGUGUUCUUGCCUUCCUGGCUACUUUGGAAACCCAGACCUUGGAUGCAAGACGGAAUGUACCAUCAACUCUGACUGUCCUCUGAGUAGUGCAUGCAUUAACAGGAAGUGUGUUGACCCAUGCAUUGGUGUAUGUGGAAAUCAGGCUAAGUGCAGUGUGGUCGGCCACAACCCAUUGUGCAGCUGCCCUGAUGGAUUCAUUGGUGAUCCUCUUACAUCCUGUAGACUGAAGCCUGAUGUACCAGUUGAUCCAUGUAACCCCAAUCCCUGUGGAAUCAAUGCAAAUUGUGAAGUCAAGAACAACCGAGCGUUCUGUACUUGCUUCCCUGGAUACUUUGGUAAUCCAGAUGUGGAGUGCAGACCUGAGUGCAUCAUCAAUUCUGACUGCCCCAGAUACCUGGCAUGUGCAAAUCAGAAAUGUAUUGACCCAUGCCCAGACUCCUGUGGCAUCAAUGCGCUCUGUGAUGUCAUCAACCAUAAUGCUAUGUGCAGCUGUCCUCGCGGUUACAACGGUGACCCAUACGUCGAGUGCAGAGUUGCAUGA